AUGGUCCCAGCUCGCGACAAAUUUCUCGGAUUCGUUACGAAAUUUUUGAAGAAAAAUGCUGAUAGCGGUGCGCUCAUAACAAGACUUUUAACUGCCUUGAAAACUUACAUUGAAAGAAUCAGUAUGUAUUCUAUCAUCGAUGAGCUAACACGACGUUGA
Messenger RNA from Angiostrongylus costaricensis, 159 nucleotides. The record is from the annotation of a GenBank genome assembly. NCBI's taxonomy places the organism in Eukaryota, Metazoa, Nematoda, Chromadorea, Rhabditida, Metastrongylidae.